AUUUGUCCGGAAUAGACCCAAUCUAUCAUUAUGCUUUCCUGUUUAUCCAAUAGAAUAAUGGCAAAUCCCACUAAUAAUGAUCACUGACAACAAACACUUUGGAUCCUAGGGAAGCCGGCCAAGUCAUUAUCCUCCGGGAUUCCCCUCUCUCUCUCUCUCUCUCUCCCCUCCACAACUGCCUGUCUCGAUGGCCGAUCAUUGCGACCAGUCGUUUGGCUUCGACCAGUGGCUGACUAGCAAUUGCACGGUGGGGAAUAGAAAUACGUAUUGAUUCCCCGAUUCCACUCGUCAUAUUUCCAAGACUAGUUCGCAUUUCUUUUUCUUUCUUUUUUUAUCACCCCGAAUCAAGACAAGGAGAAUACUACGGAGUACUCUUUAUCUAUCUUAGAGCUCCAUCUUCCUCUCGAUAAAGUAAUCUCUAUAGCACAGCAAGGGCAACAGCCCCGCCCAGUAAUGGUGGCAGUGGGUUUUUAAUCAUGAACGGGCUUCUGGUUCCUCGUCAUAUGAGGAGCCCAGGGGAUGACGGGUAUCGCACCCCCACCAUCGAGGAUGCAGAGCUAGAUCUUUCGAUAUCCCAGGAUGACAAUCCAUUCUUCCAUUCAGCCAGGAUGAACGUACGCAAGGCUCAUACAUCAGCUCUAGAAUCAUUGCAUGCCCCGCAACUUCGAUUGCCAGAAGGACCCGGGGAUAAAGACGAGGCAGAUGGACUUACCUCAAUUGACCAAACGAGCCUUUCUCGCAAAGAAACUGAUUCAUCGGCCGUCAACCUCAGUUGGAAGAAACGAAUCCGCCACUUCACAUGGGCAUACUUUACUUUGACAAUGGCCACAGGUGGUAUUGCCAACGUUUUGUAUACUAUUCCAUAUAGAUUUCGAGGUCUAGAGACGAUUGGCAUCAUAGUAUUCUUGCUCAAUAUCGUUUUGUACAUCGGGAUCUGGACCCUGUUGAUUGCACGUUUCUACUAUUAUCCAUACACAUUCAAAGCAUCGUUUUUACAUCCGACCGAAUCCUUAUUUGUUCCUGCAUCCAUAGUUUCGUUUGGAACGAUUCUGAUAAAUAUCUCGCAAUAUGGGCCAGAAAGCACGGGACCGUGGCUGGAUACCGCAGUUGGCAUAUUAUUCUGGAUUGAUGCUGCCCUUGCAGUGAUCUUCUCCGCUGGCAUAUAUCUGCUCUUAUGGUCGACACAGACGUUUACUAUCGCGCAGAUGACGCCAAUUUGGAUCUUCCCGGCGUACCCAAUGUUGAUAAUCGGACCUCAUGCUGGCAUUCUGAGUGCCAAGCUUGAACCUUCUCGUGCCUUGCUUAUUAUAAUCGGUGGUACAACGAUCCAAGGCGUUGGCUUUCUAGUCUCUUUGAUGGUCUAUUCAGCCUUUAUAUAUCGUCUGAUGUCGCAGAAACUCCCCAAAGAGAAUGUCCGGCCGGGUAUGUUUGUAUCUGUUGGGCCUAGCGCUUUCACCGUUGCUGGUAUUGUGAACAUGGCCGCUGAGGCAAAAAGGGCCUUCCCGGCAGAUUUUAUGGGGAAUGGGCAUUUGGCCGCUGAUGUUAUACGGGUGGUUAUCAACUUUGCUGCUCUUUGGCUGUGGGGAUUGGCCAUCUUUUUCUUCAUCAUAGCAAGUUUUGCCCAUUGGUCAACCAUUGGGCCGGGUCGGAUGGUCUUUUCCAUGGGGUGGUUCUCAUUUGUAUUCCCAAACACUGCGCUAGUCACUGCAACCUUUGCAAUAGGCCAUGCAUUUUCAUGUAAGCCCAUACUAAUCAUUGGCUGUGCCAUGGUCAUCCCUUUGAUUCUGAUGUACUUUUUUGUGUUUUAUAUGAUGAUUCGUGCCAUUGUGUUGCAUCAUAUAAUGUGGCCACAAAAAGGAGAGGACAAGGAUGAAGGUGGGUUUGAGAUUAAUCGCAUCAAACCUGAAUCACCGGGUGAACAAACACCUGUUUAAAUGAAAAUUGAUUCAUUUCGUGCAUUAUUGGCGUUUUCAAUCUGGAGUGGUUUUGACAUGGAUGUAUGUGUAAUUAGCGAUUUGUAUAUAUGCAUAGUCUUGGACUCAAGAUGCCUAUCACGAAAAACAAAAAACGAAAACAAGACCAACAUUACAGAGACAGCCCUAAUAAGACUGUAAUAAACUGAGCUUUAUAACACGAAAUAUGGCUUUACCUGGCU
Molecule: messenger RNA, 2155 nt
Organism: Aspergillus wentii DTO 134E9
Lineage: Eukaryota; Fungi; Ascomycota; Eurotiomycetes; Eurotiales; Aspergillaceae
Product: putative C4-dicarboxylate transporter/malic acid transport protein
Exons: 4
Coding region: 477-1934 (485 amino acids)
Biological process (GO): malate transmembrane transport
Cellular component (GO): membrane
Molecular function (GO): malate transmembrane transporter activity
Source: RefSeq, a predicted model, not a curated record